AUGCCCCGAAGAAAGGACAUGAAUGUCAUGCUGGUGAUGGUGUCGGUAGGGAUUGCGACGGCUCUGGUCGCCCUUGCGAUCAAAGGCAGGACCGGAAGCAUUUUGGCAAGUAGGGGAAACCUCGACGAGCAGAUGAAGGUAUACAAGGAAGCUGAGCGUGCGAUAGAUCAUCAGCAGAAGGUUGCUUGGAAGGGCUUCAAGAGGGCUCGAGCCAGGGUGGCGCUGGAUGUUCGUGAUGCUCCGAACCGGCUUGCUGGGACACAAUCAUUCCCUCCCCCGUCGAGUCAAACCAGCGGCCAGGGCGGCUCCAAUCGUCUGGCAGGAUUUUCAGCCUCUGGCAAGGAUGCUAGCUCGGAUGACCUGGGGACAAGCUUGCUGCACCUGUCACAGGUGGAUGCGCAUGAGAUGUUUGCCCUUGUUCGUCCUGUGGCUGCAGAUUGUUGCUGUACAACGUCUCGAGGUCGCUUCCCGCUGACCGUGCUGCUCCAUGUCAAACAGCUGGACGACUCGAUUGGAAGCCAGCCCGUGAAGAAGAUCAAGAUCAAGAUCGACGAGCACAAGAAGCCCAAGGUUGUGCCCGUCAAGUUCAGCAAGGAGACUGUUAAUCUCUUCAAGACUCUGGAAGAGCAGGCGCAUACUGGUCUGCAGCAGCCCAGGAAAAACGGAAAACUGUAUGCCAAGGCUGAUUCAAUCAUGAGCAUCAAUACUCACCUGCCUCCGAGCAAAGCGUUUGUCGACCUAAAAAAACAGGUGGAGGAUAUUGGAUUCGAACAGGAUCGCUUUCACUACAACAAAUAA
Molecule: messenger RNA, 798 nt
Organism: Guillardia theta CCMP2712
Lineage: Eukaryota; Cryptophyceae; Pyrenomonadales; Geminigeraceae
Exons: 8
Coding region: 1-798 (265 amino acids)
Source: RefSeq, a predicted model, not a curated record